Liolophura sinensis is the source of this 3479-nucleotide messenger RNA. Its product is annotated as acyl-CoA-binding domain-containing protein 6-like. The record is from RefSeq and is a predicted model, not a curated record. NCBI's taxonomy places the organism in Eukaryota, Metazoa, Mollusca, Polyplacophora, Chitonida, Chitonidae. The transcript is spliced from 7 exons. Bases 2 to 754 code for a protein of 250 amino acids. Gene Ontology annotation, molecular function: protein binding; fatty-acyl-CoA binding.
AAUGGCGUUCCGAGCAGACGAGCAAGAUGAGUUGAAAUCCGUGUUUGACGAAGCUGCUAGCUAUCUUAAGCACAUUGCGAAGAGAUUGGAUUCAGAACAGCUGCUUUACUUUUAUGCCAGGUUCAAACAGGCUCGGGAAGGGCCGUGUGAGGAUCUGAAGCCAUCUUUCUUUGAUUUCCAGGGAAAACAGAAAUGGAAAGCCUGGAGAAAUCUAGGCCAAAUGUCCAGAUACCAGGCCAUGUCAGAAUAUGUGACAGCAUUAACCAAGCUAGAGCCUGAUUGGGAAUCAAAGCUGGAUUCUGAUGAGCAAGAUGACCUGGGUACAGGAGGCACGGGUGUCUCCGUGAGCACCAUGUACCACCCAGAUGAUGACAUCACUGACGAAAACAAGACUGUCUUUGAUUGGUGCAAGGAAUGUAAUGUAGAGAAGGUGCAGAGCUUUUUGACCAGUCAUGGCCUGGAUGUGAAUGCCAAAGAUGCAGAGGGCAUGGCUUUGCUACACUGGGCUGCUGACCGUGGGUUUGUGGAGAUGGUGGAGUUACUGCUGAAGAACAGGGCUGAUCCAAACGUACAGGACGCUGAUGGCCAAACACCCCUUCAUUAUGCGGUGUCCUGUGGUCACACUCCAGUCGUGGAGAGUCUGUUGCGUCACUGGGCCAGUCUGGAAAUCGCAGACUCUGAUGGAUUGCUGCCGGCUGACAUGGACCCCUCCCCAGAGAUCAGCGCUCUAUUGCAGCAGGCCCUGGGGACAUAGUGCUAAGGCUAACCAGACAUACAUGUACUAGUCGUCAAAUGUGGUCGUCAAAUACCAAUUCAGCCUUGAAGGCUGUAUUCUAACUUGUGCUGAUGGCAUUGUGGGAAACCAUAUGAAAUUAAUUAAGUCAUUCAAAAUUUCAUUUACUGUAAUUCUUCAACAUUUCGCAAAUUUGCAAAAAAGUUUAUUCAAGCAUAUUCUGAGGGCAUUAUUCUUAGCAGACUGAUAAAAUUCCACAUUUUGUGAACCCCUAAAAUUGGCCAACCCAACCAACGUUGAUUUCUCUCCAAAAACAUAUUAAAAAGAUGCAUAAGUGACACUGAAAAUUGCUCAGUUAAAUGUGAAAAAGUUCAGGAAUUAGGUAGUGUUGAAAUUCAGACUUCAAAGAAAUGGAAAUAUGUUUGCACAGCUUCACCUGAAAUAUUUGUUCAGAGUAAAAGUUGGUCAUCUGCUAAUCAACAUAACAUAUACAGCCACUAAUGGUGGACUGAUUUUAGUUUUGUGGAAAAUGAAGCAUAAAAAAGUGAACCUCUUGCAGUGUCUUAAGCUGUCGACAAAGCUGACAAACGUUUUUACCAUAUUUGUAUGUUGUGCUCAAUUUUGGUUUCAAGACAGCUGUGUCUUGAAACACCCCUUCCCUCCACACCCUCAGUUCCAUGGAUCCUAAUUGUCGACCCCCUUCAGUCAGUUUUACAGUAGGGUGAGUCGAACAUUGAAUAAAGUGGUUUCGUUUUUUUGACAGCUUCAUUGAUAGCCUAGAUGAAUACACUUCUAGGGUGUGCCCCUGACUAUGAAAAGCCAGUUAGAAUUGUAAUUUAUUAUCAAAAUUAACUUUUUAUCAAAAUUAUUUAUGUUAUGUAUGCAUCUUGUGAUGUUUUAGCUGUUGUGCCUGUUUGGCAUCAUUCAAUAAAUGGUACCGGUAGUGCCAGCUAUUUUCAAGAUGGUCAGUUUUGAAAUGUUGUAAAUGUUCACCUUCAUGUUCAAGUUCGUGGCAUCUGACUUGUAUCUGCAGAAAUCUGGACAAACAUCCUACAUCGAGCGAUACAUUCUAACGAUAUACAUAGUAAAUAUUUGUUAUAGUUACACAACUAUGAACGCUAUAAAAUUUUACACAUUUUACUGUGUAUUUUCUUGAGAUUUCUCUGUUCUUAUUUCCAGCAUUGUUUUAGUGCUUUUUAUUAUUGCUCUUAAUAUUAAAUGAUGUUUAUGCUGCCUAAUCAACAGAGCAAUUCAGAAUUUCCGAAAUGAUUAUUUGUUCCACUCCUUACACUUAUAGAAUAAUAAGUGGUUAGAAGUGUCCAACCUAUUAGAUACCUUUCCUAUUGUAAUAACUGUUCUGCAAUAUCAUAACCGGGUACUAAGAAAAAGAAAAACUAAAAACAAAGUGUAUGUGACGUUAACACCACUAGAACAUUCGCUAUGGCAAUUAACAGAACAUCUGUGUAGAUCGCGCUAAUUCGAUGAUUUAUCAUUCUGAAAAUAUCAUUCUGUGGGGACCGUAAAGAGCAAUGAAAAUUUAUAGAUACAUAACAUUUACACAGAAAUGGAGGUGCUGUAAAAUUCUCUUAGGCACAGCUGACAGUCGCUUUAGGUGUAUACUCAUAAGUUUACUAUACUGUUCACUUUUUCUUCCUGAAGUGUAAAACUGAAAGAAUGACAAAUAUAAACCAACUUAUACAUACGUGUGUUUACUUACUGCUUUCUGUUGUACAUGUUUAAAAUUUUACCAUUUGAUUACGAAGUGAAGAUACGCCCUGACCUUGUUGUCCUUGAGUUACUGACAUUAUUUACUGAUUCCGUAAUUUUAACUUUGCCCAACCUGCAAAAUAUUUAUUUUGAGCUUGUAUUAAUUAAAUGCAUAACAAAAACUUUACAGUAAGUUUAAAAGAAACCGGUCGUCAAAAUGCCCAUUCCCCUUCAUUUGUGUACCAACAGUAUUGAUUGUUUUUGUAUUUUUCGUUGUGGUUUUUUCACAGUGACUGCCUUGUCUUCAGUCUCCAAAUGUAGUCGAUAGUUAUCUCCCUGGAUACCUGUAAAGUGUCCUCAUUGUGUUGGACCGAAAAACACUUCUAAACUUCGAAGACUAAUCUGUCAAAUUGACAGACUGCUCGUACUAUAUUAUCUGAGUGACUACUCAGUAGAAUGUGAUAUUGCUACAGGCCAGUAAGCUACGUAUGACUGACUGAUUGUCUAGCAGGCUCGUCGUCAUAUGACUGAAAAAUUGUUGAGUACGACGUUAAACCCCAAGCACUCACUCACUCACUCUAGCAGGCUGUUCUGUUGUCCAUGACCUAACAUUACCGAAGCAUGUUAUAAAACAUAGUCUUCCUGGUAUCAGUCAGAAGACCUAAUUCUAUGAAUACCAUGUGAAAUGAAUUAGAUACUUUCAGAGUGUAUAUAUUUAUGGCAGGAUGGCGUAAGACUUGCCAACGAGGUACACAACUGCUCUUCAUGUAUGCUUUUUUGUGGAAGUAAAUAAAGUUGUAAAGUAUGUCGUUCAAGUAUAUUCAUGCUCAAGGAAAGAAGGACGUUAAACCCCAAGCACUCGCUCACCCAUUCAACGCAGGAACCAGUUUAGUUAUGUUUCUAGUCAAGUAAUUUCGGAAAUAUGUUCGUCGCUAGACUAUUUAUAUUUGUAGUAUUGAAAACCCUUUGUUUCAGAUUGUGUAAACGAACUUUUUGUUCCCGUUCAAAAUUUUGUUUUAUGUUUAAUAUAUACUAUCCA